AUGUCAAAAACUUUACAUGCUGCUCGCUGUGAAUCUCCAUUUUUAAUAGCUUUAAUUGCUGAUAUCAUCGAUUUACCAUUCCAUAAACGGUGUUCUCUGUGUUCAUCUCCUAAUCUAGAUGUGGUUUCGUCUGUAAAUAGUUUAGAUUUUUUGCAGGAUGUUAAAGCUGAAGGAGCAUCACUUGUAACACAACUUUGUGCCAAUAGCAGUAUACCUUAUGGUAUCAUACCUACAAUUGUCCAGUCAUAUAAUAAUAUGGCUGGAUCACUAAAAUGUUAUUUGAAAGAAGAAUUUCAUAAAAGUUUAUUAUUAGCUGGUGUUGAUUGUGCAGUUAUUGACCAAAUUUUUCAAGAGAUGCAACCCAAAUUAGAACUAUGCAAUAAUCCUCUUGAUUUUUUAUCAACACAUUAUCGCAUUGACUCUUAUUUUGCAGGGCAUCCUCUUAUAGUUCAACCGGAAAGUAUCUGUUAUAUGCCACGGUUAGAGUCUCAUUGUGGGCAUAGUAAAUUUGUGUAUGAUGAGUUCCAGUAUGCUUCUAUCAAAAAAACUUUAUUUAAUUUGUUACAGAAUGAGGCUUAUGUAAAAGCAUUUCUGGAGAAAAAGUGUAGACCUGGUGUAUUAACCAGUUUUUCAGAUGGAAGUUGUUUCAAAGAAUAUUACCUCUUUAGUGAUGAAUCUAAAAUUUCCCUAAUGAUCCAAUUGUUUUAUGAUAGUUUAGGUGUAACCAAUCCGUUGAGAAGUCAAGGCUCUGUUCAUAACAUUGCCAUUGGUUACACUCAUGAUAUUGUAGUUUAUGGUCAUGGGCCAAUUUUAAGCAAAUUUGUUAAAGAGAUACAGGAGUUAAGCACUAUUGGAUUACAAGGAGUAUUUCCAGUUUUAGGUGCUUGUACAAUUUAUGCAAGUCUUUGCCAAGUUACUUGUGAUAACUUGGCUCUCAAUGGCUUGCUUGGAUUUAUUGAGUCUUUCUCUGGCAGUCAUUUUUGUACAAUUUGCUAUGCAACAAAAAAUGAUGUUCAAAUUAAAUUUGAGGAUGAUCUGUUUGAGAUGCGUACUGUGCAUAGCUAUAAAACGGAUCUGAUUAAUUUAGUAGCAAGUAGGGCAAGUAAUAAGACCAUUUCUAAUAAAUUGAAAAAUCACUACAGAGGUGUAAAGACUGAAUGCCCACUCAAUAAAAUAAAAGGUUAUCAUGUGACAGAUAAUUGGUGUUUAGAUAUUAUGCACACUCUCUUAGAAGGUGUUGUGCUUGUAGAGUUAGGGUGUAUUUUUCAUGGUUUGUGCAUAUUAGAUAAGUGCAUAACUCUAUCAGAUAUAAAUAAAGCUAUUUCUUUAUUAUGGGGAAAAAUAACUAUUGAAAAAACUCACAAACCCGCGGAAAUUUUCAAAAUACAAGAACCAGGGCAUGUACUUACACCUUCUAUGAAAGCAGUACAAUGGUGGGCUCUGCUCAAGUAUUUACCAGUGGCUGUAGGAAAAAUGGUCCCUCUAAAGAAUAAAAACUGGAAAUUUCUACUUCACUUGUCUCAUUUAAUUGAUUUAAUUUUUGCACCAUGUUUUACACAUGAAAUGGUUGUUUAUAUGAAGCAUGUUAUUAGUGAUCAUUUAUCUAUGUUUAGCAAGUUAUACUGCAGCAAUGAAGUAAGGCUACGUCCAAAGCAUCAUUUUCUUGUGCAUUUGCCCAAUAUUAUAAUCAAGUCUGGUCCACUUGUUGGCAUGAGUUGUAUGCCAUACGAACUAAAAAAUUCAUUUUUUAAAAGGUGUGCACAUAUCGUAUGCAACUUUACCAAUAUUUGUCACACUCUAGCACAUAGACAUCAGCAACAGGCUUUAGAGUCACAGCUCUCUAACAAACACAUUCGUAAAAUUGUCACAGUGGUAAAAUAUAAUAUUGAAUCUACUUAUUCGCUUCCUUUUUAUAACGCUAUGCAAAAUAUAUUGUGUUUUAAGUCAUGUGAUGAAAUUGCUAUUGCAAAAACAUUGCAUGCAGGAAGCGUUGAAUACAAACAAGGACAUUUCAUUGCAAUUAAUAUAGAUAUGGAGACUGGCUUGCCAAACUUUGGAAAAAUUGUAUGCUUCAUUUCAAGCACAAAUAACAAUCCAAUUAAUGUGUUCAAAGGAGAGAAGUGGCAUUUUGUCUUAGAAAUUGCGAAAACAAGCAAUUUUACUUAUCACCUUCAUUCUUAUGAAGUAAUAUUUAUUUCUCAACCAGAGUAUUAG
Molecule: messenger RNA, 2214 nt
Organism: Hydra vulgaris (swiftwater hydra)
Lineage: Eukaryota; Metazoa; Cnidaria; Hydrozoa; Anthoathecata; Hydridae
Source: RefSeq, a predicted model, not a curated record